CUGCUACUUCUUCUUCUACUACUUCUCCUCGGCCCCCUUUGGAAAUGACUACCGGGGUGAAUGUGAAAUCCAGCUCGGCUCUGCAAGCGAGGGGCGAGGAGCGGAGGAGAAGGAGCCCCAUGGAUCACUUCCCACCCCCGGCCAACUCCAACAAGCCCCUCACGCCGUUCAGCAUCGAGGACAUUCUCAGCAAGCCCGCCGCCAGGAAAAACUCGCACCUCUGCUCUUCCAGCCGCUCCUCUCCGGCCGAGAAAGUGUCCGGAUCCGGGACGACACGUAACGGCUUGCCCGCUCAAACCUCGCCGCUCUGUGCUCUGGAGGAGCUGGCUAGCAAAACAUUUAAAGGUCUUGAACUGAGCGUGAUACAAGCGGCCGAAGGCCGCGACCACGUAACCACCUUCGGCCAGAGACAGACCUCGAAAAAGAGACGCAAGUCGCGCACCGCCUUCACCAACCACCAGAUCUACGAGCUGGAGAAACGGUUCCUUUACCAGAAGUACCUCUCGCCCGCCGACCGGGACCAGAUCGCACAGCAACUGGGUCUGACCAACGCCCAGGUCAUUACUUGGUUCCAGAACCGCAGGGCCAAACUCAAGCGCGAUUUGGAGGAGAUGAAGGCGGACGUGGAGUCGCUGAAGAAAAUGCCGCCGCAGCAGCUGGAGAAACUGGUACACAUGGACGAGUUCCCUGACGAAGGCGCCGGCUCCAAGAACGACUCCUCGGACAUAUCUCCCAAACUGUCUCCAGCGUCCGGACUCGAGCCUUUCCCCUCCUCGCCCCACUCAUCCAGAGACCAGACUACAGACGAAUUUUCUGAAGACGAGGAAAUAGACGUAGACGAUUGAAUGAUAUUGAUAUAUAUAUAUAC
This is a messenger RNA of Leucoraja erinaceus (little skate), 868 nucleotides long. RefSeq names its product ladybird homeobox 2 (gene lbx2). Lineage: Eukaryota; Metazoa; Chordata; Chondrichthyes; Rajiformes; Rajidae. The record is from RefSeq and is a predicted model, not a curated record. Gene Ontology annotation, molecular function: DNA-binding transcription factor activity, RNA polymerase II-specific; DNA binding. The transcript is spliced from 2 exons. Gene Ontology annotation, biological process: regulation of DNA-templated transcription. Bases 45 to 845 code for a protein of 266 amino acids.